AUGCAGGCAUACCUUGAAUAUGAGAAGCCAGGCGAGUACGGCGACGAGAAGAGGGGGCAGUUCGCAUUUGAUCUGAAGGGGCAGCAGGGCCGCAGCGGCCCCCUAGCGGACACGCAGGCUGCGCUGGCAGAGCAGGUCCAGGCGCUGUCGCCCGGCGACUGGGUCUGGCUAAGCUGGGUGCACGAGUAUGUCCACGACGGCGGCUCGUCGUUCCCGGAACGCCCCGUGACUGCUAUGCAGCCCAUCAGUCCAGAGGAAGGGCAGGCGCUUGCUGCCGCUAGCAAGGCGGCAUAA
Messenger RNA from Monoraphidium neglectum, 294 nucleotides. RefSeq lists its product as hypothetical. Lineage: Eukaryota; Viridiplantae; Chlorophyta; Chlorophyceae; Sphaeropleales; Selenastraceae. The record is from RefSeq and is a predicted model, not a curated record. The transcript is spliced from 4 exons. Bases 1 to 294 code for a protein of 97 amino acids.